UGAAAAAUGCCUUCAUCUGCGCCUCUGUUGUCUACCUGUAUCCCAUGGAUACGGCCGGAUACUUGCGGGGCUUGUAUGUGCCGCGCCUGCGCACAAUGUCCUACCUUCUCCCCAGCCGGCCGCUCGAGAACGCGCACGCAUGGCUGUUUUACAAGCUGGGGAGGCGUGUCCUGCAUGCUGGAGAUAGUGCCGGGGAGAGAGACUGUCUGCCUGCUACGCUGCUGUCCUGCAGAUUCUAGAGGAGGGAGGAGGGCCCUGGAAGAUCACGGUGGCAGAGAAAUGGAUGAGAGACACUGGUGGAUAGCUGGCAAAGUGCAGCAGGCGCUGGACAAUGGCACCGAGGAGAGUUCCGCCGCCUUAGAAGCCUUCAUCCUGGAAGAUGCCAAUCUCCAGCUUAUCAACAGGUUUCUGCAGGCUGGAGGACACCAAGCCAUCUUUUUCUUGGUAGAAACAAGUGACAAAACGAAUCCAUUAACCUGGAAAUUCCAUCUCAAGACUGAUCUCCAAAAGUUGGAAAGUGUGCAUAUAAAGACAUCUUUUCCCACAUUACUUUACUUUCUACGUUUUGAGAUAAGUCAUGACGUUGAUGUUGGAUUGAUGGAGAAAGAAAUAUUCUGUGGUGAGAUAAAGGAAAACCCAGUGGAGAGUCUUAGAUGCUUAUUAAACGAAUUAUACAUCCCCCUUCUACGUGCUCAAAAAGACUGGGGCUUCUGCAGCCAGGAGAAUGUCGCAGGUUUUCUUUCAGGCUUGGAGAAAUAUGUUUCAUCUAUUGAUGAAGCAGCCACCAUACCUGAUCUGGAAAAACAGCAUAUCACGAUUUUGAAGAGACCGCAGAAUAUUGUCAGCCCUGACUUUCUUCUACAGAGGUCUGUAGUUCUAGACCCAGAGAUUGUCAGUGAAAAUGAAACCCUCAUUUCUGAGUGGAUAAAAACCAUUGAUCAGGUUUUGAUAGAAGCCAUUGAUGAAAGGGUGCUAGACAUUACCACAACUCCUCUGACUGAACUUGAGCGUUGGCACCACAGACAGAAAAUGUUGAGUUUAAUAACUGAACAGUUACGAGGAAAAGAGUGUAAAUCUGUCCUUGGUAUUAUGAUUUCUUCAAAAUCACGUCUCCUAAAGAGAUGGAAAGCAGUUGAUAUCAGUAUUACAGAGGCAUUGAAUGCUACUAAGGAUUGUGUUAAGUACUUGGAAGCACUUUAUCGUCAUUUUGAUGCUUUGAGCACAGACUACAAUCCAGAAAACAUCAUAAACAGUAUUCUACCAGGUUUCUUCAACAGUAUCCAACAAAUGGAGAUGCUAACACGACACUUCUCAAAGAAUGGAUAUUUGGGACUACUGCUCACUAAGGUAUCAAACCAGUUGGCUCUAAAUUGCAAGUCUUUUCUAAAAGAAAUAAUUUCAGUAAAAGAUUCUAAGGAUCGACUUUGGGAAAUUUUAAGGGAGCACAUCACCAAAGAUAAAAAGGAAGUAGUAUCAGUGAGUGGUUUCGGAGAAGAAAGAAUCCCCAAAAAGGAGAAAUUCAAAGUAAAAGUGUUAAAAAGUGCCAGUAAUUUUUAUGAACGAAUUCAAGCCUGCCUGGCAGUAUACACUUGCUUUCAAGAAGAAGUACAACGGCUACGUGAAUGGUUAUUAGGGUCACAUGGACUUCAGAGAUACUCAUCUCUAAGUUCUGUUUCCACUGCACCCGGGAGAUUGUCUUCUUUGCAAACCUCCAAAACGAAUAAAACCAACAUGAAGGUGACACUGUCAGUACAAUCCAGCUCCGACCAACAGCAUGACUACCAAAGCUGUGGUGUGGUUAUAACAGAUGAUGACACAAUCAUGUAUCACUUGGAAGCGCUGAGCAUCAAGCUGAAGCAAAUGUUAGACAUAGCAGACAAGCUGCAAGAGUACAAUAUAUUAUCUAAGAUGACAGAAGGCUUGAGAAAACCUGCCCAGGAAGAUCUCAUGGAAGAUGAAGAUUUUGAAUCAGAAAGUGUCUUUGACAUUGCUAUGCAAGAAGAUGCAAAAGAGACAGAUGUCCAGACUGAACCUUCCUCAUACCAGCCUCAAAUUCUGAGACAAAUUACAAGUACACCAGGAAAAUUGCAGACUCUUAUCGAGGAAGAUGAACCUCAGAUGUUUGUGGAAGACUCCUCCAUGCUAAAUGUCCCAUCUGUGAAAUGUGAAGAUAGUUCUACCAAAGCUGUAUCCGAUUUGAAAAAUGAUCAACUCACACCAAAUACGGAAGAAGACAAAGAAACUGGGCUUUCCAAUGAGGAGAAACGCAUGUUAGCUAACCUGUACAACAGAGAAGAUGUAGAUGACGAUGAGUGCACUCUGUCCUCUGUUCUUUUGGAAAAACUGGAGCAGAUGAUUGAAGUGCUGACUCAGUAUAUAGAUGCAGAUAUAUUACUGGAUACAGAGAGGAGGCAUCGUGACCCCUUUGAAGAAGGUUACUCAGAAUUCUUAGUCAUGAACCAACAAGCAGAAAAGUACAUUUCUGUCUACAUACAAGCUUUGUUCCUCAGACAAAUGCCCUGCAAGGAUGCCCUUUCUAUUAUUCAAAGGUUUUCUAUUGUCAGUCACAGGCAAGGGAUACAGCACAUUAUCAGUGAGUGCUAUGUGGAGGUAUUUGACUGGUUCUACCUUGAACUGAAGGACAUUCAACAAGUAUAUGAAACCUAUAAGGAUGAGCCAGUUUUACCCAGAAACAUGCCACCUGCAGUAGGAGCUAUUGUCUGGUCAAGGAAGUUGAUGUCAAGAAUUGAAAACACCAUGAAGGCUUUUAAAAAUGUACGAAUUGUAGCAACAUGCCUCACUUAUUCAGAUACUGUAAGACUGUACAACAGAAUAGCUUCUGCCUUGGUGUCAUAUGAAGACAUGUGGUUUCAGAAGUGGAAGUCACAGAUAGACAAAGGUCUAAAUGGACUUCAUUUUACAUUACUUACCCGGGAUCCUGUUUCACAGCAGCUUAUGGUGAACACAGAUAUGAGAAUACUUCAACUGAUUGAAGAGACAAAAUGGAUGUUGAGACUUGGGAUCCGUGUUCCAGAGACAGCUCUGCUAGCAUUUCAUCAGGCAGAAAAAUUUAAAAUGUAUAGAAGUAAUUUAGAAGGUGUUGUGAAGGAAUAUGGAAGAAUUCAGCAAGAGAUCCCUGAAAACUUUGCAGUCUUGUUUUCCCCUCAUCUGGAGCAAGUGAAUCAUCAGUUCCAGCCAGGACUAUCUACUUUAUCAUGGAGUAGUGUGAACAUAGAGGGACUCCUCCACCAGUCCAGUGCUGCUGUAAAACGGCUGCAAAGUAUUGUUGCUCAAGUUACAGAAAUUAAAGAGAUGGUGAUAGAAAAGACCCUUGAAGAGAUCUCCUAUUUCGAUAUUAUUCCAAUGGAUGAAUGUACAAGUGCACCAAAAACUCCUGAUGAGUUUUUGCAGCUUAUGCAGAUAUCUUUGAUGGAGAAGAAAACCAAAGUGGAAACCAUGGCAUGUCUCAUUAAAAAGGGAUUUGAAGAUAUCUUAAAAAUACUAAAGAAGUUUCAGAAUUCCAUUCCAGAAAAUAGCAGACCAUCUGGCCAUUUGAGAAAUACAUCUUCUAAGUCUUUGACCCAAAAAUCUUCACAUAAAUCUCAGAUAAUGUCUAGAGAUGAUUCCAGUAAAGAGUACCCUGAAGAAGUUACCAGACGAGUCCUAGAGUCAAUUAGUCAUCAGCUUUAUCAAGCUGUAUACACUUGCAUUUUGCGUUCCUUAGUCAUCCUAGCACAGUUAGCAGGAUGUGAAGUGGAACAUAUUGCAAGAGGCUUCUCACAUGUAUUAAAUAAAGCACCAGAUGGACCAAACUCCCAACAGAAUAAGCCUCUAGUUAAUGAACAUAUGUUUAAAGAAAUGCUUUUCAGAUCUAGAAUUCAAGCACAGAAGUUAAGGUUUAGAUUGUCCCUCAAGUUUCAGAUACCACAUAUUCUGAUAGAUCCUUCUACAGAAGUAGCUGAGGAUGCCUUGCAUCAGGUUGUUCUUUCCAUCAUAGAUCUCAGCAGCUAUUUGAACUGGUGGUCAGGAGAGAAAAAAGGACAACCAUUCCAUGUAAAUAUGGCUACAGAUAAGCUGCUGCAAUAUAUUACAACUAAGGUUGUGGAAUCAGUAAGAGAUGUAAAUCCUGUGGUUAAGAAGCAUGUAUUCACCCUAAGCUGCUAUGACUUCUUGUGGGCGGACAACAUGUAUAGACAGAGUGAAGAGUUCUUAACUAGCAAUCCAAGCCUUGAUACAGUGCACAAGGAAGUGAAACGAUUUCUCAAGAUUGAAGAACAAAUAAAGGAAUACCCUGAAGUUUUUCCAUUAGGCUGUAUUUGCCUUGAUUAUUCAUUAAUAAAAGAGACAUUAAAAGGCUUUGUUGGAAGCUGGAAGUGUCAUUAUGCAAAUAUUUUACAUCAGUGCGUAAAAGAAGAACUUCUACAUGUUGUACAAUAUCGAGUAAAAGCAUGGCAGCAGCUCACAAUGCCAGUAGAAAGCUUGGAACAGUUAAACUCCAUUUUAGCACUACUAGAAGAACUGCAAAAUAUGGAAAAUAAGAUUGAUGAAGUGUACCAACCUAUAGAACUCACAUAUGAACAACUAAGGUCCUACCAGCUGCGUAUCCCAAGGGAAGAAGUAAAUGAUGUAACAAACUUGAGAAAUAAAUGGGAUGAAUUAAUGGAUCUUACCAGUGUCGUAAAAGAUAAUUUACUGAAAGAGAAACAGGACAUCUUCAAGCAAGAGCUUGACAAACAAGUUAAAAGCUUUGUCGUGGAGGUAAUCCAGUUUAGGAAUCGCUUUGAUACACAAGGUCCGGCGGCCCCUGGCGUGAAGCCAGAGGAAGCUGUGACUCGACUGCAUGAUUUCAAUGAGAAAUACCAGGCAUACGAUGCUAAAAGGAAAACCCUGAUCUCGGUGCAAAAACUUUUCAAUAUCGUUCCAAAGAAAUUUUAUGAGUUGGACAGGACUGGAAAGGAUUUGGAGCUACUGGGAACACUAUAUAUCCUGUUCCAGAAGUUCAUUGAGUUUGACCAGCGAUUCCGGAACACACUUUGGGCAGAUGUAGACCUUGGACUAAAUAACCAAGAGGUUGAACAAUAUUUUUCUGAGUGCCAGAUUUGGAGUGAUAAACUGAAGGACUGGGAUGCAUACAAUAAAAUGGCUCAAGAUAUCAAAUUUUAUGAAGAUGUCUUCCCUAUUCUACAUGAAUUCAAAUCAAAGGAAAUUCGGAAUCGUCACUGGCUUCAGGUCAUGUCUGUAACAGGAAGCUCAUUCCCACUUGAAGCUAAUGUUUUUAAAGUGUUCCACCUUCUGGACAUCGGGCUAUUAAAGUUUAAGAAGCAGUUAAUGUCAAUAGCAAAAGCAGCAAAGAAGGAAAUGGAGCUGGAAAUUAAAAUGAGAAAGGUGGAAGAAGAAUGGAGUGAACAGAUCCUGAGCUUCAGACCUUACAAAAACAAAGUGUUGUUAGUAAAGGAUGAGUCCCUUAUUUUACUGGAAGAGUUAGAAGAUGCCCAAGUGCUUAUUGGACAAAUGCUGACCUCAAAGGAAAUUGAUCCUCUAAGAGAGGAAGCAACUACCUGGGCAGAGAAAUUAAAACGUGUGGGUGAUGUUUUGGAGCUGUGGAUCGAUGUCCAGGAGUUGUGGCUGCACCUGGAGGAAGUGUACAGUAAUCCUACUAUUAGCCAGGAACUGCCACGGGAUGCAAGAAGAUUUGCAAAAGUUAACAGACGAUGGACGUUGAUGAUGAUUUCAGCAUACAAGACAAAAAAUGUCCUUCAGUGCCUCUGGAUCUACAGGCCCCAACAACAGCACACACUGGGCUCUAUCAUGUGCUGCUGCACAGGAGAUGUCCCCAAAGAGGUUCUUCUAAGACACUUCUACCUGGAGCUUGAGAUCUGUUUUUCUGCUUUGAAUUCUUACCUUGGCAGAAUGAGACAGACUUUCCCUCGCUUCUACUUCUUGUCAGAUUUGGCUUUGAUGUCUGUACUUAGCCAACCCUAUGAUAUCAGACAUCUUCAACAUCAUUUAAGGUGCUUGUUUAGUGGGGUUUCCUCUAUUGAAGUGGAGAAUGUCGAAGAAGAGGAAAGUGUGAUCUCUGAUGAAGAAGAAGUUGAAGCAACUGGACCAGUUCUUGAUUUUUUAAGUGUCCGAUCUGGAAAUGAAGGUUGGCUAUCAACAGGGCAAAGAAGCACAACACAUGUCACGGACACAGAAAGCUUAUUUCAAAGAUCUUUAAAAUCUGCUGGUAUAUCGCAGAACAGGAAUCGAGCCAUUGCAUAUAAGGAACCUAGUGUGAAAUUAAAUGCAGUGUCUGUCACAGACUUUGCAGGGGAAUGCUUGCAGUUGGACGAGCAGGUUGCCAUUGCUUCUGACGUUGGUGCCUGGCUCAGUAAACUGCACAGCAGCCUACGUGCUUCAUUAAAUAACAAAAUCUACAAUGUCAUUGGAGACAUUAAUCAAGGAAUGGCUAUAGAUGAGUGGACACAAAAGUACCCAACCCAAGCUGCAGUUCUUGGCCUGCUUUAUCUAUGGACUAAAGACUUUGAAAGCUCCAUUUCUGAAAUAAGACAGGAUCGGAAAGCCCAGUCUCGUAUACUCAAGAAAUAUACAGCGAUGGCCAUCAAACUGUCUGCUAUCACUGCUAAGGGACACUGGAAAAAUAUGGAAGACUCAAUCUCCCAGUCUCAGAGGCUAAAACUGGAAAAUAUUAUCAUGCAAGUACUUUAUCUUCGUGAUGUCAUGGAAAAUAUUUUAUCCCGGAAACUACGAGAGACUGCUGAUUUUGAUUGGAGAAGAACUAUGAAAUUUUACCUGAAGGAAAAAGACGGAUCAUCUAGACAUGAGCUAAGUAUAUUGGAUGCCAAAUAUACUUAUGGAUGUGAAUUCUAUGGUGCCAAAAUCCCUGUAAUUAUGAAUCCUGUAACUGAGAAAUGUUUUUUUAAAAUAUCUCAGAUAUUGCAGCAGUGUAAUGGAGUAAUCCUUCAAGGAGACCAUGGUGUUGGCAAAACUGAAACAAUAAAGGGACUGGCAUAUUUACUAGGAAAUUUUAUUUACAACUUCACGUGUUCUUCAGUGACAGACAUAGCAGCUCUGAGCAGAGUAAUAGAUGGAACAGCUCUUGAUGGAUGCUGGAGCUGCUUUGACGAUUUUCAUCUCCUCCCUGAGAAUGCAGUCUCUGUGUUUAUGCACAGUACAAGAUCUCUUUAUGAUUCAAUACAAGCAAAACUACCCAAAAUCGUCAUAGAAGAUGGAUCCCAGAUUGAAGUACAAUCCCGUUGCAGCGUAUUUCUCACUGUCUCCAAAUCUGGAUUCCACAGUCUCCCGAAGGAUAUACUGGCUGUCUUUAGAGCAGUUUCUUUGGUUCUUCCUGAUCACACAAUAAUCCUCAAGGCCAAACUUACCAGCCUUGGCUUCAAAGGCCCAAAAGCCCUGGCCACAAGACUACAGCUCACUUCAGAACUGCUUAAGGAACAACUCCCAGAGGAAUCUCACUGUCAUUUCAGUUUACGGGCUAUGCUAGAAGUUAUAAACUGGGCUGUUCAACGCAGAGAGAUGGAAAAUAUGAUUAAUGGUCGUAUGGAGAGCGAUGGAGGAAGAUUCUCCCGAUCUAGCAGUGUUAUGUCAUAUCAACAGUUUACAGCAUUUGCAGCAAGUCCUGUGCCCAGUUUAAAAACUGGUAACAGUGCAGAGCGAAAUAAGAAAGUAAUCUCAACUAACCCUGUUCUUACCGCUGCAAAGGAAAGCCAUGCAUUGAUAGCUGAUUCACUGCAGGACAUCAUUGGCCCAAGAAUGACUGGUGAUAGUUAUUUGGUGUUUAAACAAAUUGUUGGAGAUGUGUUUACGGGAAUGUAUGACCCAUCAGAGACCAGACAGAUCCUCCAGAAGGAAAUCGAAAGAGCCAUUUUAUUGAAAUCCGAAGAAAAUAAAUUGUUUCCUCAUUCUCCGUGGCUCAGUAAAGUCAAACAACUGUUUAAUUUAUCUCUAGUAAAUUCCGGUGUAAUUGUAGCAGGCCCACCGGCUUCUGGAAAAAGUUCAUGCAUUAGCAUAUUAAUUCAGGCUCUUAAUCAUAUACAAGUUUCAAGUGGAGAAGCAUCACAUAAAAUUGUGAAAAUUCAUCCUCUAAGUGUCGACAACAGGACUUUGAUGUUUGGUGGUCUGAAUGCAUCAAAUAUGUGGCAGGAUGGAGUUAUCAGCUAUUCGUGGAAGAAGGCAGUUCGGAAUCACUGUAAUACAUGGCUCUGGUUUGAUGGAGCUCUGAAUGGCAGCUGGGCUGACAACUUUAACAGUGUACUUGGACCAGAGACAGUUUUACAGCUCAUUAAUGGGGAUUACUUGGAACUUCCAGAAAAUCUGAAAUUGAUUUUUGAAACAACUGGUUUACAAAAAGCUUCACCUGCAACCCUGACAAAAGCAGUGAUAUUGUAUAUUGAAAACGAAGCUGUUGGUUGGAGACCUCUGUCCAAAAUUUGGCUAGAUGGAAGAAACCAACAAGAAAAUGCUGUUCUUUCAAAAGCUUUCUACCGGACUUUGGACCCCAUCUUCAAUCUUAUGCUUCAUGAUACCAAGCUGAUCGUUCCAGUAACAGAAGUUGGCUUGUUCCAUUCUGUUACAAGCUUACUGGCAAUCAUGCUGAAUGAUAAGGCUCAGAGUAUUGGCGGACAGCUGCAUAUUGAGAGGCUUUUCAUCUUCUGCCUUAUCUGGUCAGUAGGAUCUCUCAUUGAAUGUGCGGAAAGGAAGAAGUUCAGUGAUCUACUCAAGGUUUAUACAUCAGUUUUGCCAGAUGAUGAGCAGGAGAUUUCGGUAUUUGAUUAUUUUCUUGACGAAUCAGGAGAGUGGGACACAUGGCAGUCACGCUUACCAGAUAUCACAUAUGUUGGCAACACAGACAUCAUGGGAGAAAUUUUCAUUGAAACCCAAGACACGGUUAUAGUGCGCACUUUCUUAGAGUAUGCCAGCAUGGGAUCCCAACAUGUCUUACUAACUGGACCUGCAGGGUGUGGGAAAACAGCAUUAAUGAAUGACUUCGAUUCUACACAAGACCGGACACGCACAUUGCUUAAAAGAAUGGUGUUUUCAGGAUCUUCAAAGGCCAAAGAACUCCAAGAAUUACUAGAGCAAAAUGUAGUCCACAGACAAGGUUUCAUAUAUGGUGCAAAAGAUGGGAAAACUCUGCAGUUAUUUAUCGAUGAUCUGCACCUUCCUACACCUGAUGAGAAUGGGGUACAGCACUGUAAUGAGCUACUAAGAAUGCUUCUUGAUGACAAAACUCUGGUGAGAUUCAACAAAUCUUUUGAGUGGCAAACCAUAGAAGGGCUCCUCGUAAAAGCUGUAAUGGGUCAACCCAAAUAUAUCAACAGUGCCCAUAGAGUUUCAGCUCAAAGGCUAUUGCGGCAUUUUUCCAUAUUCCAUCUACCGAAUCUAGAAGGCUCCCAGCUACAAAAAGUGAUUUUCUCCAUACUGGAAGCAAAUAUGGGUGAGAAAGAUGGCCUUUCUCUGCAAGAAGAUUUUCAGUUAUCCUUGGCAAAAGCCUCAUGCCAUAUUUUGGAAUCUGUUAGAAAUAUCUUAGUUAAUUCCUCAACACCAGGCAGACAGCACUAUCUUUUCUCUUUGGGAGAAAUAACCAAAGUAUUUCAGUCUCUUCGGAAGCUGUCCAAUGAAGAUCGUGAAGACCGUGGCACUGUUGUAGGAUAUUGGGAGCAUGAAAUUAAUUGUGUCAUACGGGACAGAUUGUGCAGGCAUGCAGACAUCAGUUGGUUUAAAUCAGAAUUGACAACAGCCAUCAAAGAGUAUUUUCCAGACAUAACAUCAUCUGCACUUCAAAAAAUAUAUACAACAUUUCCAUUGGAAAUGAAGUCUUCUUAUCAAACCAGAACCAAUAACAAAGAUGUCAAGAUCUUGCUGCAGUCUCUUGAAAAACUUGAUGAUGUGCAGACCUUCUUGGAGACCAUUGUACAGCAUUACAACGAGGAGCUUGGACACCAAAAGCUGCAUAUUGAAUUAUCAGAGAAUGUUGUAAUUCAAGUGAUCCGUAUACACAGGGUCUUGUGUUCAGAGAAUAGUGGCAAUGCUUUAUUAGUAGGUUGUGUAGGAUCCCACCUGUCCACCCUAGUGAAGCUUGCUCUCUAUGUUGCUGACAUACCUCUUCAUCCGUUGGAUAUAUCUGGAAGCAAUGCCUUUUUGAACAGUCUGAAAUCAGCUAUUCAGAUAUCAGCAGUUGAAGGAAAAUCAACAGCCAUUCUAUGCACUGGAGAAGAGCUGGCCACUGAGGGCUGUCUGAAUGCCAUUAACAGCCUGCUGAUUUGUGGGGAAUACUCCCCUUUGUUCACAACUGAAGAAAUGAAUGACCUCCUGCAGGUUCUGGGACCAGCAUUACGUAGGAAGCAUCCACAUCUUGGUUGUGACCCAACCAAGUACUUUAUUUCUCAAGUGAAAUCAUAUCUACGAAUAAUAGUCUGUAUUUCUCCAUACCAUGAACUUCUGAAGACCGCCUCAGGAAAAUAUCCCGGAUUCUUAACUGGUUGCCAGCUAAUCUGGAUUGACAGCUGGUCACAAGAUGUUAUUAACAGGGAAGCCAAACACUACAUUAUGCAACCCAGGAUUAUGGAAGCCCACACAGAGGAAACCCGUGGGAAUGUAGCAACAGUGAUUACCUUGAUUCAUAGUUAUAUGCUCCAUCAAAAUGACCAGGUUCCAUGGACAGGAAAUAGUAAUGCCAGCAUAUUUUUCAAGGGUGCGGAUGAGGUUGGCCAGAGCAACUGUUCACUCAGAGAUGUGGGUCCUGCUCAACAUCCAUACUGCAAAGAUAUUACUCAGGAAAAACUCAGGCUUCUACUUUCAAAGGAAGCGCCAAUGACAGACAAAGUUUUUAUUGGUCCAAGCACAUUGCAGAUGUUCUUGGAUAACUUUAAACAUAUCUUCCUAAAGAAAGCAGAAGAACAGCAUAAAACCAAUAAUCAGCUGAAGCAUGUACUUGAGACACUUACUAAUACCAGGAUGGAUGCAAAGAAAACUCAGGAAAGCAUUGGUGGUCUUGAAGAAAAAUACAAGAAAGCACAAAUCAUGGUUUCAGAUAUUUUAGAUAAACUUAUCACAAAGACUUCUAUGUUGGAGCAGCUUAAAGCUGUAUUAGGCAUUGGAGAUGAGACGCUGCAAAUUUUCCUUUCACAAAAUGAAAAUGAAUUGGACAAUUUUGAUGAAAAUGAUGACUUGUUAAAAGAUGAUGGUUGUGAUGAAUAUGAUGAAGCAUUUUAUCGCAUGAAAGAGGCAAGUAAAAAGUCAUAUCUGCACGAUAUCCAGAAAAAGAUCGAGAAAGCAGCUGAUGAGCUAGAGGAACUCAAGAAGCACCAAAGAUCCAUAAAGAAUGAGGUGAUGCACUGGUGUAGUAAAGUAGACAAACCGUGUGUUGAAAGACUCGUCCGAUGCCAAAAUCCCCCAUAUCUAGUUGCUCAGAUUCUGGAAAUGGCAUUGGUCAUGAUCAGUUGCCUCUGUACAGCUGAAAACAUUAAUGACCUUCAAAAAUCUCCCCAGCCUUCUCCUGUAAGCAAAUCAACUCCAUCCAAGAAAGGUAUGAGAGAUCCUACUGACAAGGUUGACAGAGCAAGGUGGAAGAAAAUACAAUAUCAAAUUGGAGAGACCAGCAAAUUUGUCGACAUGAUACAUCAGAUUGCAAAGCUUGAAGAUGGACUACCAGAACAGACCUUAAAAGAUGUUGAGGCCUACCUUGGCAAAGCUAAAGAAGGGUCACAUGGUGUUACUGGUGAAGGUUCUUUGUUGGAAAAUGCUGCUCCUUAUGCAACUCCCCAGUCCAUCACGCCAGCCAAAAAAUAUUCACACAUUGAUUACAAUAAAAAUAAAGGAGCAAAAGGAGGAGGAAUUACUAUUGCAACAGCCCGAUACAGCUCGGAGGAUGCAGCAUCUCUGGUGGCAUUUGUUGUUGCCAUUGUGGAGUACACUCGACUUUGUGCACCGCUCAAGGAAUGUCAGAAAAAGUUGUCCAAUUUAGAAAAAGAGAAAGAAGAUCUCAUAUUAAAAGAAGCACAAUCAAGAGUGAUGCCAGAGAGCUUUGAAGAAGAGCCGGUAGUGUUGCGUCAUCAGACGCUAAGCGCGCUCACAGCAGACGAUCUUCCUCCUCUCCAAAUAGAGGUGACAAAGCUCCAUGAAGAGUAUGAUGCUGCUGUCAGUCAUAAGCACCAACUUGAGGAAGAAUUGCAGUCACACAAGGAGAAGCUUCAGGCAGCUGUAAAUACGCUGGACAGAUUGAAAAUUCAAGAACAAGAAUGGAGAGAGCAUUUGAAGCAAAGUAACAUUAGUGAUCUACUGACAAACUGUCUGCUGGCGGCAGCUUUUAUCACAUAUUGCCCUGCCCUCAGUGUGGAAGGGAGGAGGAGAGUUACUGAUUUGCUGUACAAAGUCUGUGAGAGCUGUGAUCUUCCCCUUCCACAGAGAACGCUCCUGAAGGACCUGCCUCUCAUUCAGUUCAUGCAGUCUCCGAUUGAAAUCAAGACAUUGGAGAAGAGGGGCCUUCCAACAAAUCCUCUCGCUUUGAAUAAUUCAUGCAUUUUUUCAAAUACAACAGCCAGUAAUUCUUGGGUCUUAGUGAGCGAUCCCACAGGACAGGCUAUUAACUGGAUUAAAGGCCACUUGCCAGAAGAUACAGUUGAAACAAUGUACAAUACUCUGCUUUCUGAGAUGGACACAUGCCUGACAGUCGGACAGUCCCUUUUGCUGACUUAUUGUGAAAUACAAGACCUAUCUCGUGAUAUUCGCCUUGGGCAGAUUCUCCGUUCUAAAAGAGAAUUUAUGCAGCAUAUUUUGCCAUUCAAAAUGAUGGUGGGGGAACAUGAAGUAGAAUGCCACCCUUCUUUCCGUCUUUUCCUGCAUACAACCAAAAUGCCACAAGAAGUUCCUCCAGAAGUAGCCUCUUUCUGCACCAUACUGUACUUCUAUCAGGACAGAGAAGGAUUAGUAGAGCAGCUGUUGGACAGAUUUGUUGAACUAGAAAAGCCUAGACUAAAAGAGGAACACCUACAACUCAAACAGGAGUGCUUGAACAACAUGGUGACACUGUCAGCUUUGAAAGAAAAAAUAAUAGCAACUCUGCAAACUCAUGACUCACUCUUGCACAGUUUAUCGGUUACUAAGAAGUUGGGAGACUUGACACUGCAGCAUGAAGAAGCCACAGAAAUGUACAUGAAGACUGUUGCCUCAGAAGACAGCUUGUUACUUACAAGAGGAGGUUUCCGUGAGAUCGCUGUACGGGGUGCUGUGAUGUUUGACACUGCAAGAAUGCUCCAGGAACUUAACAGAAUGUAUGACACCAGUUACAGACAGCUGCUGCAACUAUUUGAUGUAUCGGUGGCUCAUUCAGAAAGGUAUUCACUGAAAGGAAUAGUGGCCUGUGUGACAAGUAACAUAUUCUCAUAUAUAUCAAGAUCCUUGCUGGAAAAAGAUAGGAUGGUUUAUGCCUUAAUUGUCGCAUUUGAGGUGGAGGAGUCACUAGGACGAAUAAGAGCAGGUGAGAGAGAAUUCAUCAUGUCACCAGAGCUACGUGUCACAGUGCUACAAAGGAUGAACAGUAAGAUGUCGGAAUCACGUCAGCAGGCAAAAAACCCAUUUGACUGGAUGAGUGAAGAGCAGUUUAAAAAUGUGCAGAUUCUUGCCAUAUACUUUGACUGGUUUGGAGACCUCUUUGAUCGAAUGUACAAAGACAGUAAAGACCUAACAUGGAAAACAUUUUGUGAAAGCGAACAGCCAGAAAAUCCUUCAAAGGUUAAAUGGCCUGAAGGAAUUGAAGCACUAAGUCCACUUCAGAAAUGUAUGGUUUUGCGAGCUGUGAGGAUGGACAGGAUACUACCAUCAGCCUCUAACUACAUAGGUGCUGCACUUGGAAAGAUGUAUGCAUCAGAUGUAGCCACAGAUCUUCAGACAACACUGUCAUGGAUGUCACCACAUGAGCCAGGGUUACUCAUUUAUGGUGCAGAUUGUAUGUUGCCACGGACUCUACUUGAAGACCUUGCAGAAACAAAGAACCAAAAAAUGACUAUUCUCCCCAUUGGCUUCUCUGAAGACAAAACAAAGAAUAUCUUGAUUCAAGCAAUGUCUGAGGGUAGUUGGAUGCUAAUAGAGAACAUCCAUAAUUCUGCCAAAUUAAUGAUGUCAUUUGGAGAAAUUCUAAAGUCGAAUAAGAAUCCAGACAAAAACUUUCGACUGUGGCUUUCUGUGCAAGCUAGACAAGAUCUGCCAACACCACUGCUGCAUUACACUGUGAGAACGAUUGUGGACACUCCAAUGAAUAUAAGGCGUGGAAUAAUUUAUUCUUGGAAGUUAGUUAACCAGGAGACGCUAGUUUCAAGUUCCCGUCCAGAAUGGCCAGCUCUACUACACAAUCUUUGUUUCUUGCAUUGUGCAAUUCGCAUCAGAACAUUGUAUGGUGCCCUAGCAGGCUGGAAUUGUCCAGAUGCAAUGCGAUUUGGGUGGGCAGAAUUAACGGAAAGCAUUGAGGUCUUGAAGCGUGAAUUUAAAGAUGACCUUCAGAAUGUAGGAAAGCUUCCAUCCUGGACCGCUGUGAGAUAUCUACUCUCAGAAGUAAUUUAUGGGCGCAAUGUUGCAGAUGAAUUCGACAUGACCGUUUUGACAUCAAUGACUGAUUACUGGAUCAGCCCAAAUACUAUGAAGAAAGACAGCGAACUCACUAAAUUAAAAUUCAGAAUUCCAUCACCUUUCUUUAAUCCGGAUUUAAAUCCUGUUUUGCUGACACAAGCCCUGGAAUCCAUUCCUCAGUAUUCAUUAGAUUCUCCAGAAGCUUUCCAUGUGCACCCCUCUCCAAUGGUUCCAUUCGGUGAACAGGGUUAUGUUAUCUCAAAGCUUGGCCAACUUUAUGGAUUCAAACAAGAGCCCUGGCGAUAUGGUGUGAAAUCUUUACCAACAUCUCAGAAAGGUGUGAAACCAGUUACAUUUGCAAGUCCCCGUUCCUUAUCAUUGACUCUACCAGAGAUUUUGCCUAGCUCUGCUGACAUCUAUAUACCCAAGCUAUCAGAGGUUCAAGACAUCUGUGCUUCCAUCUUGUCCAAACUACCACGAGGAUGGAGUCGGGAUUUUAUCAAUGACCGACUUAAAAAACUCGGAGGAGACACACCAUUCAAUCUGUUUUUCAAGAAGGAACUUAGCAAUCUUAUGUCACUGGUAUCUGAAGUUAGAAACAAUCUGCAGAUGAUAAGAAAUUCCCUGGAAUCAUCUGACAUUUUAGGAGAUCAGCUUUCAGAUCCUGACAUCAUUACCAUUGUCCAUGACUUGUAUCACAAAAAACCUCCAGCCCACUGGUGUAAUAGGGCAUGGAAUUCUUCUUGCCCGUCUGAUUGCUCGGUUUCAUACUUUAUACAAGAUUUACAGCAGAGAGUCACACACUUUGAGAAGCUACUUCAGUUUGGUCGGGAAAAAAUGCCAAUAUAUUGGCUUGGAGCAUUUCGUAAUCCAAAAGGCCUACUAUCUGUACUGAAACAAGAGGCAAUUCGCAGAUACUCAGAGAGAACUGGAAAUGUGGACUCAAUAGAUUUUAAAACCGAAAUUACACAAAGAGACAAGGAACAUAUUAGAGAUCCACCUCAGGAAGGAAUAUUUGUACAUGGAGUCCAUCUUUGGGGAGUGCACUGGAACAAGACUGAUGGAGAGAUUGUGGAUUCACCUCCAAAGCAUAGUCUGAAUAUCUUACCCGUUAUUCACUUGCAGUGUUUGCCUACAUCAGAAAAGUCUGGGAUUCAUGAUACCCAAAAAUCAGAUACAUACUUAUGUCCAGUGUACCUUUCAUCCACAUCUAGAAGAGAGCCGGUUUUCACUUUAGACAUUCACAAAGAAAACAUUGCUAGUUCUAGGUGGGCUCUGAGAGGUAUGAAAGCAACAAUACAUCCCUUUUGAUGUAUUCCCCAUUCUGCAUCCAUAGUAAUAUAUACAUUGUUUAUAUAAAUAUAUAUAUAUAUAUAUAUAUAUAUAUAAAAAAAAUAUCACUAUAUUAGGUUUAUACAUGUAAGACAGAUCUGGAAAUAUAAAAUAAAAA
Messenger RNA from Bufo gargarizans (Asiatic toad), 16030 nucleotides. RefSeq names its product dynein axonemal heavy chain 5-like. Bases 7 to 15891 code for a protein of 5294 amino acids. Lineage: Eukaryota; Metazoa; Chordata; Amphibia; Anura; Bufonidae. Gene Ontology annotation, molecular function: dynein light intermediate chain binding; dynein intermediate chain binding; ATP binding. Gene Ontology annotation, biological process: microtubule-based movement. The record is from RefSeq and is a predicted model, not a curated record. Gene Ontology annotation, cellular component: dynein complex. The transcript is spliced from 108 exons.